Molecule: messenger RNA, 2911 nt
Organism: Notechis scutatus (mainland tiger snake)
Lineage: Eukaryota; Metazoa; Chordata; Lepidosauria; Squamata; Elapidae
Source: RefSeq, a predicted model, not a curated record
UUCAAGUUAGGAAUUUUCUGUGGAAAGAUGAUCUCACACAGGUACUCUCACAAACUGGCUGCUAUGGUCCACCUCAGUGUCACGCCAGAAGUCUCCCUUGCUGACUUGCCAGUGAAGAUUUAUGCCUCUGACCUGGCGCCCUCCCAGCUUGUGACCUUAUAUGCAUCACUGACAGAUGAAAGGGGGGUGAAGUUCGUAGCCAGAGCCUUUUACCAAGCCAAUCAGAAUGGAGAAGUGGAUGUGGCUCAGGCUUCUGCUCUGGGAGGCAACUAUACAGGUGUGUGGCCCAUGGGCCUCUUCUACACUCUAAAGGCUGAGAAGAUGUUCCACAGGCUGCUCAAACGUGACGUGACAGGCAGCCCCUUCUAUGUUCAGAUUAGCCUCUUCAAUUCUGCUGUGGUUGUACCCUUGCCCACACAUGAACCACUGGCUACUUGUACUGUGGAACGAUGGUAUGCAGCCCCUGGAGUGGAACGCAUCCCCAUUAAGUCCGGCAAGGUCCGGGGAGCCCUCUUUUUACCUCCAGGCCCUGGGCCAUUUCCAGGACUGAUUGACCUGUUUGGUGGAGCUGGAGGACUAAUCGAAUUUCGAGCUGGCUUAUUGGCUAGUAAAGGCUUUGCAGUCCUGGCUUUGGCUUUUUUUGCAUAUGAUGAUUUACCACAGACUCUGGAAGUAAUAGAUCUGGAGUAUUUUGAGGAAGCAUCCAGACUGCUCUUAAAAAAUCCUAAGGUAAGGGGUCCGGGACUUGGAGUUAUUGGUUUAUCCAAAGGAGCAGAAAUUGCAUUGGCCAUGAGUACUUUCUUAAAGGAAGUAAUGGCUUCAGUGUGCAUCAAUGGUCCAACAAGAAUGUGUGAUACACCACUCCAUUUUCAUGAUGUCACUAUCCCUGGAGCUUCCUUCAAACAUGAGAAGCUCUGCAUUAAUGAAAUGGGAUUGGCAUCCAUUUCCUACUGCUUGGGACAUCCUCUGGAUGAAACACUUGAAGUAUCUACCAUCCCUAUGGAGAAGACUCAAGGGCACAUCCUCUUUGUGGUGGGAGAAGCUGACCAAAGCUUUGAUAGCAAGGUGUUUGCUGAAGCAGCCAUAGCUCGAGCAAAGAAACAUGGGAAAAAUAAUUGUAGCCUGUUGUCUUAUCCAGGAGCUGGACAUCUGAUAGAACCCCCUGGAUCACCAGUUUGCUUUGUCUAUCCACUUCGGGUUUUUCCCUUGCCAAUCCAAUGGGGUGGGGAAAUGAAGCCUCAUGCUAAAGCCCAGGAACACUCUUGGAAUGAGAUCCUGAAUUUUUUUAAGCUUCAUCUUGGACCACUUCAGAACAGCAGUUUAUGAUAAAAGAAAGGGCCCAUUGUUUAGCUUCUUUUAGAAUUAUGCAUUUGGUUGGAGCCAUUGAGGCCAUGAACUCCAGUCUUCUUACUCUAUGCAGGUUAAAGUUAAAACAUCUUCUUUAGAUGAAGGGGAUCCCUCUAGCUCUUUGACUAAUUAACUGCUCUUGGUGUUAGGAAAUUUUUCAGAACAUUCAAAUAGAGCUUGACACCUUUUAAGAUUUGUGGACUUCAACUCCCAGAAUUUCUCCUCCAGUCUUGUUAGCUCAGGAAUUCUGGGAGUUGAACUCCAUAAGUCUUAAAUUUGCCAAGUUUGAAGACUCUUGAAAUACAGUCUGCCUCAUAUGUUUAUAUGUCCCACAGUUUGAGAAGAAAACAGACAUUAGCAUUCUCUGUGGGCUUGUUAAUGCUUUUAUAUCCUUUCUUCCAUCUUUUGCUUUUCAUAAAGCUGCACAUGUCAAUAUACUUUGUUGCCAUUCUCUAAAACUACAACAGCUUGUGUGAGUUCUUAAAGGGUGGAACAUUUCCUCCUGAGAUUUGGAACUUACAUUUCUUCUGGUGCAAAGUAAAUUACAUUUGCUCUUUUUUUAUAACAUCACAAUGCUAUGUGAUAGUUUUCAACCAACAACUAUUCUAAGCUUUUUUAUUUUUUGAGAUACUAGUGUCAAAUCAAAUAUCUUCCACCCCAUAAGUAUUCAUCUGAAUUAUGCUUUCUAAAUGCUUAAUUUCACCUUUGGUUUACUUUCAAAAAAAAAAAAAUUUUUUACCAGCGGUUUAUUUGACCUUUCUAGAUAAUUCUGACUUUUAUUUCUAUUCAGUUCGCAGCCAGGUUUAACGUCAUCUGAAAAUGUGAUAACUUGGCAGUAAUUGUAACCAGAAAAAAAGACCAUUCAUAGGAUUUACUGAUCCAUAGUUUGUUGAAUAAGCCAUUGCUGCCUAAUUCACAUAAAAUGCCAAUGACCAUAGAAUACAAAACUAUCAACCUUUUUACGUUCACAAACCAUAAUGAAACAUAAAGUGAUUUGCUUGGAUUUGCUUAGUGUGAUGUGGGAACUCAUUGUCAGCCCCAAGGAACCAAGAAUGGCAUAAGGAGCUCCUUCAGAGUGCUCAGAGUACUUCACCAUCUGGUCAGUCUCAACCGUCCUUUCAGCCUGCCCCUGCCAUCACACAUGAUGAUGUUUCACGGAUGAGAAACAAAAUGUUUUGUUCUUCUUCCUCAAGAAAAAAACAGUCCAGUUGCCUUUUCAAAAGCACCUUUGAGACAACUAUGACCUGGAUGACAGAAUCUCCACAGACACUGAUUACACUACUUCAGAGUACUUUCUUGACUGUUACUCGCCAAUAGACAUAAAUUUUGCCAGACUAAAGCACUUCUCAGUGUGACUAUUAGAUUUAUCCUGUGAGCUGCAAGGGAGGGUCUGUUUUUGCCCUUUUCCUACAUACCAGAGAUUCAAAGCUAUGUUGUCUCUUUGCUCCCCAGGAAGGAGGUCAUCCUCCUGUGAUUCUGGACUACAGUCUAGAUGAGAUGAUUUAUUAUUCUGACAUGGUUUAUUAUUCUGUAAAGUACAUAUCAGAAAUACAACUUUGCAGUA